CCCGGAAGUCAGCGGCUCGUGGGCGCGAGCCUGACGCAAGCCGGGCGCUCUGGCGGGGACGACGAGGCCCCUCUCUAUGGUCGCCGGGACGAUGCUGUGGCGGCUGCUGUGGAGCCUCGGCCGGGGAGUGAGGCUCCCCGGAGGAGGAGGAGGAGGAGGAGGCACCGCCGCCCUCUGCCGCCACCGGCCUGUAGGCCCGGCGAGGCCCUGUGACGGAGACCCCCCGCCGACCGAGGACAGCCGGCAUGGUAGGCACCAUCAGCACAGAAGUUGUGGAUGUGAGAACCUCUUGCAUCACUGCACAUCCUUCACCUUGAGUGCCUUGGCUGUUCUUGCUGUGGAGUUGGUGAAUCAUGUUCGAAGGCUGAGCUCUGUGCAACCAGGUGGAGGAGAUGUUGGGUUUUGCCAAUUGGAGGGUCAUCUUGCUGUUUUGCCCCAAAGUCAACAUUCAGUCCUUCCCACAGCCCCUUCUGCUUGCUCCAGUGGGAAAGAGGAACAACAUUUCUUCUUGGGAGACGACUCCGGCUAUGCACCAAAGAAUCCAUCUAGCAAAACUUCACAGCCAAAACACUAUCAAUAUGUUUCAGAAACAGGGGACAUCCUCUUCCUAUCCAGCACAGGUUCUGAACCAGACUCGUGCCUAUUACGCUUGCAGGGCAAUCUGGAAGAGGAGUCGUCUGUUGGUGAAGCUGCUUCUCAAAUGCAGCAGGUGUUUCAAGCCAGCAUUUCCGUGGCAUCAAACAUCCUUGGGCUUGAGAACAUGCAUGACAAGCAGUGGAAAACGGCCUUUUCCUGCUUCAAGCUGGCUGCAGAUCAGAACCACAGCAAAGCCCAGUUUAAUGUGGGAUUGUGCUACGAACACGGAAGAGGCACCAAGAAGAACGUAGCCAAGGCAGCCUUCUACUAUCAGCGGGCAGCUCGCCAGGGACACCCCAUGGCCCAGCACCGCUACACUCAGUGUCUCCUCCGCCACUGCCCCAGAGCAGACAACAAGGGAAAUGUGCAGGAAGCCGUGAGUUUGUUGGACGAAGGCGCCGUUGGUGGGCUGACAGAGGGCACUGGAGUCUCCCAGAACUCACCGACAGCAAGACAGCAUUACCAGGAAGCAGCAGCUGCCGGCUCCAAGGCUGAGCAGGAGAGAAUCAAAGUAACGGCACAGGAGGAGAUAGCAGCAACGCAGAUCCGGGACCAGUCACCACUGGCAGCAAAAGCCUCUUCAUCCAGCCCUUGUCUUCAGCUCCUGGAUCAGCGGCCGGCUUCUCACUUUGGACAGCCAGCUUUUGGCCUGCUUCACUCCUGGAGCACAGGAAGCCUUAGGGAUGCGGCAAAUAGCUCUGCAAGCUGCAUGCCUACUACAGCUUUCCCAGAUAACCUCAAGCUGCAGUCCUUAGCAUGGUCUUCAGGAGUAGCAGUUGGAUAACAUGGCUAAUGAGAAACUUUCUGCUCUAGAUGGUGGCUGCGUUACUGGCUGGCACAGUGAUCCUUUUAAGAGACAAAUCACAUGGGCAUAGCCGGCACCUGUUUCCAUCUCUUCCUAAACGUAUAGCUUCUUAUUUGACAGUUUCCCCGCAGCAUAAAGAACGAUACAAUGGAAGCUAUCCAUCUAGGUAGCAUCUGAUUGUGAAUGGAAUUAGGAUACGGGGCCCCUGCUGAGUGACACUUGCACCAUGGAAGCAAAUGUUGCAUCCGCAAAAUGAACAUGGGGAGCCUGUAGACUGCAGUUUUGAGGGCCAAGUCUUGAAGCACUUGGUGCUGAAGCUAAGCAGAUGUGGACAUGCACAUCCCAUGUAAAAAGGGGAUACAAUCAUAAAUGGUUUCUGAAAAUCGGGCAGGCAAUUUCACACUGCAGUCAGAAAUUGGGGAAGGAGUCUGCCCUAGUCUUUAACAUGAUUUGAGCUUACUGAAUUUGUUAAUUGCACAAGGAAUUCUGCUGCUUACCCCCCUGUAUUUCAGAAAGGAAAGGAGAUUUUUAGCCGCGUUUCAGAAUCUUAAGGGAGCGAAAGGACCUUCUCUCCAAAUGGAAGGAAAUUUUAAUGCAAUAGAAUAAAAACAGGAAGUGGAGUUUGGGAAGUAGACUGAAUAAUUCAAAGAACAGACUUUGUUUCCUGAGAGUUUUAUAUUUAUUAUAAAUAAAUAACGGACUCAAGCAGCA
Lacerta agilis (Sand lizard) is the source of this 2152-nucleotide messenger RNA. It is a transcript of the gene DELE1, whose product is annotated as DAP3 binding cell death enhancer 1. The coding region runs from base 77 to 1420 and encodes 447 amino acids. NCBI's taxonomy places the organism in Eukaryota, Metazoa, Chordata, Lepidosauria, Squamata, Lacertidae. Gene Ontology annotation, molecular function: protein binding. The record is from RefSeq and is a predicted model, not a curated record. The transcript has 11 exons.